AUGGAGCCUGAGAACUGGGGCCCUGCGGAUCUGCAUCAAAUGGGCUAUCUUGACGUGUCCGGCAACUGGCGCUGUCGGUACUCGGGCUGCUGCUCCUCCCGCGUGUUCCUCCGAGCAUGUGACCUUAGGAAGCACUUCCGCGGCCACGCCAAGUAUUUCUUCUGCACCGAAAAAAGGUGCCAGCAAGCCGGUGUCGGAUUCGCCACCCGCAAAGACUUCCAGCGACACAUGGGAUCUCAUAAGCCAGCCGUUCGCUGCAUGCAUCCUGAUUGCGAUCGUAUCUUCAGCCGGAAGGACAAUAUGAGUUCUAAGCAAGAUCUUGAGCCUACAACACAGAAGAUGCAGGCACAAUACUGA
Messenger RNA from Colletotrichum spaethianum, 357 nucleotides. Its product is annotated as trichothecene C-15 hydroxylase. The transcript has 2 exons. NCBI's taxonomy places the organism in Eukaryota, Fungi, Ascomycota, Sordariomycetes, Glomerellales, Glomerellaceae. The record is from RefSeq and is a predicted model, not a curated record. The coding region runs from base 1 to 357 and encodes 118 amino acids.